Molecule: messenger RNA, 567 nt
Organism: Durusdinium trenchii
Lineage: Eukaryota; Dinophyceae; Suessiales; Symbiodiniaceae
Source: the annotation of a GenBank genome assembly
AUGAAGAAGAACCAGGGCAGCUACCAAAUCACCGCAGCUUCACCGCCAGAACCGGCGGCCAAGAGCCCAGAGGUGAAACAGGAGCCAAAUGCCACACAGGCGGCGAUCUCCGGCGAAGUCACCACCAUGAUCCAGACCAUGAAGGAGUUGACGUCCAUGGUGGGUGUGCUCCAGCAGAAUGUGGCCGAACUCCAGGAGAAGGACAAGCCCCGGAAGGCUCGCAGCACCACAAGCUCAGCGGGCUUCGAGAAGUUGGAGAAGAUGGGGGACGACCUGUAUAUAGAGACCACGUCUCACCUCCCGGAACGCAAGGACGACCACUUGCGACAACAGGGAGAUAGGAUCAUCCCGGAUGCAUGGACAGCUCUCACGAAACGGGACCACGAACUUUUCCUUUUGGAGCUGGCCUGCUCUGAACAUUCUGUACUGUCGCAGGAAGCUGAAAAACAGGGUCUCAAAGCGGAACGACUCUCGUGGUGGAACGGAUGUGAUCUCACUACGAGUGAAGGGGUUCGGAAAGCCGUGAAAACGAUAGAGGAGAAACGAAUGAUGAGGACGGGCGACUGA